CGGGUACCGGCCCUUUUUGUUGCUAAUCCCCAAUCAUUAUUCACACACCACAGCCAUCACCAAGGCGCUGAAGGGUUCGUAGGCGUUUUUUUAAAUCGCGUAUCAUCUGCUCACCUACCAGUCGACUUGAAUCACCCCGAGCUUCGCCACACUCGACAGAUCGAUACGAUGUCUCUACCACGAAGAUCGUACGAUCCAAGGCGGGUCUGCCUGUUGCCCUUGCCUCCUCUUCCCAGCUUUGUUCGCGCAAACAAGCGCACAUUUGGCAUCUACGCGUCGGGUGCCCUCUUCAGCAUUGGCUGGUGGGUGUUCUUGGAUGCCGUCAUCUUGAGCUCCAUUAGCAUGAAACGGCCAGCGGAGGAUGUGCCUUGGUCAGAACCAGCAACCUACAUGAGCUUCGCGGACUGGAUUCCAGGCCUCUGCGGGACUUUAGGAAUGAUCGUUGUCAACUUGAUAGACAAGCAGGUCUUGGGAGAAGCCGGAGGAGCGUUCGCGUUUGGUGGCGGAAGCGGCGGGGGAUGGGGAGAUGGAGGUACUCAAGUCAGAGCCAGGAUGUUUCUCUUUGUCGGAUUCGCACUCAUGGCUGGCGGACUGGCUGGAAGCCUCACAGUCCUCACGAUCAAAUAUUUGGUGGCAGCGCUGCCUCCUGGCUACGAGCACUAUGGCAUAGCAAAUGUGAUUCAAAACGCUUGCCUGAUGCUGAGCACCAUCUUUCUAUGGAUGAGUCAAAAUGCGGACGACGAAUAUCGGUACGAAUUAACAAUCUGAGUCAAGCGCCACCAACCAGCUGUGACGCGCUUGGUCCCCGUUCGACGCGCUCGACCCCUUGAGGAGCAUUCACUCGCACCAGCUGUCCAGUCGCCAAUGUCACACAUCUGCUCUGAUUCUGCGCGCGAUGACUUGAUGAGUAAUGCACUUGCGAUUGUCUUACAAAUGAGCA
Molecule: messenger RNA, 940 nt
Organism: Ceraceosorus guamensis
Lineage: Eukaryota; Fungi; Basidiomycota; Exobasidiomycetes; Ceraceosorales; Ceraceosoraceae
Product: UPF0220-domain-containing protein
Exons: 2
Coding region: 169-768 (199 amino acids)
Biological process (GO): protein targeting to vacuole; late endosome to vacuole transport via multivesicular body sorting pathway
Cellular component (GO): Vps55/Vps68 complex; fungal-type vacuole membrane
Source: RefSeq, a predicted model, not a curated record